AUGAACUCCGUACUUCUCAAAACUCCACCUUUCAUCCAUCGUCUCCCUUUUCCCCCUUCAAGAAUUCCCGAACAUUUUCCUCCCUUUCGCUACCAUCACACUACAAAUUCAUUGCAGAAACAAAUUCAGAUUUCAGGAACCUCCAGUGUUUUCAGAGUUAAAUCUUACCCAAAGAAUUAUGUCACCAGUGAAUUUGAAGGCGAAGAAUCUGUUAAAGAUUCGCCAAGAGAAGAGGAUUUGAAGAAGUUUGGGGUUUUACUGAGAUGUGGAUUUGUGGUGGGUUUGUUGGUUUUGGGGGUAAUUAGAUGUCAGAGAGUUCUGGCAGUGGAGGCUGGUAGCGAUUUAGGGGAUUUGACACAGAAGGGUAUGGUUUACUUAAAAGGUUUCUGGAACGGUCCCAAAAUUUCACAGGUUCUUCGAGUUUUCAGAGAGCAAGGCUUGAUUUUAGCUGCACUUUUGGGCUUAUCUGCCUUCUUUUCAAUGGCCGAGACUUCAAUUACCACUCUUUCGCCAUGGAAGGUGAGAGAAUUGGCUGAAAAAGAAGGAGAAAAUGGCGUCUUCAGGCUGCUACGCACAGAUAUCACUCGCUUCCUCACCACCAUUCUCAUUGGCACAACUGUGGUCAACAUUGGAGCUACUGCACUUUUCACAGAGGCGGCAACAACGGUUUUUGGCGAAGCUGGUGUUAGCGCAGCGACUGGUGUGAUGACGGUGGUUGUUUUACUUCUCACUGAAAUUACUCCAAAAAGUAUAGCUGUUCACAAUGCUACUGCGGUUGCUAGGGCUGUGGUCCGUCCAGUUGCAUGGCUCUCUUUGGUUCUAUAUCCAGUUGGAAGAGUUGUUACAUUCCUUUCGAUGGGAAUGCUUAAAAUUCUUGGCUUGAAAGGGAAAAGUGAACCAUCCGUCACUGAAGAUGAACUCAAGUUGAUGUUGAGGGUUGCUGAAUUGAGUGGGGCCAUUGAGGAGGAAGAGCAGGAUAUGAUUGAAAAAGUGUUGGAGAUAAAAGAUACCCAUGUGAAGGAGGUAAUGACCCCUCUAGUAGAUGUAGUUGCAGUUGAUGCUGGUGCAACAUUAGUUGAUUUCCAUCACUUGUGGGUGACUCAUCAAUAUUCUAGGGUGCCGGUAUUUGAGCAGCGAAUUGAUAACAUUGUUGGCGUAGCUUAUGCAAUGGAUCUGUUAGAUCUUGUUCAGAAAGGAGAUAUGCUAGAAACUGCAGCGGUGGGAGAGAUUGCUCACAAGCCUGCGUAUUUUGUUCCUGAUUCAAUGUUAGUCUGGAAUCUUCUGAGGGAGUUCCGUAUCAGGAAGGUCCACAUGGCUGUUGUUCUCAAUGAAUAUGGUGGAACUGUUGGAAUUGUAACCCUCGAAGAUGUUGUUGAGGAAAUUGUUGGUGAGAUCUUCGAUGAGAAUGACUCCAAGGAGGAAAUCGAGAGAAAAACCGGGAAUAUUGUAAAGGUAGCAGAGGGAAUUUUUGAUGUUGAUGCAAAUACAUCAAUUUACCAGCUCUCUGAAGAUCUAGAUAUCGUUUUGCCAGAGGAUCACCAAUACGAGACGGUUUCAGGUUUCAUCUGCGAAGCAUUUGGAUAUAUUCCAAGAACAGGUGAAAGUAUUAAAGUAAUUAUGAAGAAAGCAAAUGAAGAAGAUGGUGAUGAAAGUAAACAAGAAACCGACAGUCAUGAUGAGAAAGAUAGAUGUCAAACAUUCAAGCUCGAGAUAUUGGCAGGAAACUGUAGAAAGGUUAAUACUGUCAGAUUUGAAAGGGUAAACAAUCACUCGGCAAAACAAAUCAAAGAAGCUGCUCGUGUCGUGCCCAGAUUCUGGAAAAAGAAAUGGAAAAAUGACGAAAGCUCAGGCAGCAGCGAUGAUGAGAGAUUGUACGUGGAAACACCUAAAGCCACCUUCUCCCGAGACCGUAUAAUGUCAAUAGAUAACCAACAAUGAUCAAAGGUUUUUUGGGUUCUGCUUGCUUUGUGUAUAACUCGAGUCCAAGAGAGAGCGGAUCUUGAAAACCUGGUCUCGUGGUCGUUUUUUUAGUUGGUUUAUGGAAGAUCAUCUCAGGGUGCACCAACAAUCUUUCUGGUGGCUCAUAAUGGUUAGUUUGACUAGUGGUUUCAGACCCAGGGAACAACCUUAAUAGCUCCAUCUCUUCUCUCUUCUCCCUCAUUUUCUCCAGCUGCCUGAAUCUUUCUUGCAGGAGAGCGAUAGAGGAAGAACCACCACCACCACCACCACCUCCUCCUCCUACCGCCAUUGAGUUGCCACCUUGCCUUCCCAUGGACUGAAGAGCCAUUAGUUUCUUUUUAUCAGAUUCUUGUCUCAACCCUAUUGAUGAUUUGAUUAUGUUAUGGUUGUUAUAUAUAGGGAAAGUGUAUUUAGUAAUAAUAUGUAGCAAGUGAGCCUCCCUUUGUUGAUUCUGGUGACGUAAUCGGGGUCCAGAAUCGGCAACAGGAGCACAAGAUCCAAGGAGAAAGGAGACAUAUGAAGGGAAGAGGACUUUUUGAAGGAGAGAAAGGGCAAGGGAGUGAGUCCAAGGGGGGAAGAGUGGGUAGCAUUUGGAAGGUUGUUUUUGUGAGAAUAUAAAGGGUUGGGGUUAGGUUAGGUUUGAUGCUGUGAUCAGGUUUUGUAUUUUUGGAGUGCCUUAAGCUUUGUAGAAGAUGGUUACAUCUUUGGCUUCUUCUUUAUGGAGUUUCUGCAUUUGUUUAUUCAGGAAGAAAAAUUAAAUAUGUUUCUGUUUCUUGAAGCUAAAGUAGAUGCUU
Messenger RNA from Cynara cardunculus var. scolymus (artichoke), 2753 nucleotides. Its product is annotated as putative DUF21 domain-containing protein At3g13070, chloroplastic. The coding region runs from base 1 to 1938 and encodes 645 amino acids. The record is from RefSeq and is a predicted model, not a curated record. The transcript is spliced from 15 exons. NCBI's taxonomy places the organism in Eukaryota, Viridiplantae, Streptophyta, Magnoliopsida, Asterales, Asteraceae. Gene Ontology annotation, molecular function: flavin adenine dinucleotide binding.